AUGACAACGAAUAAAACACAAUGUUUUCUUUGUAAAAAACACAAAUUCACCUAUUCUUGUCGAGGUUGUUCAAAUGAAUUCUGUUUGGACGAUUUAAACAAACAUCGACAAGAUUUGACUGAAGAAUUCAACACGAUUAUCAACAAUUUUGAUCAAUUUAGACAAAAUCUUCAACAAACAAAAGAAAAUCCACAAAAUUCUUCUCUCUUCAUUCAAAUUGAUCAAUGGGAAAAGAAUUCGAUCGACAUUAUUCGACAAACAGCUCAACAAUGUCGACAAACAUUUCUCAAAGAAAAUGAAGAAUUUCUCAUCGAUAUUGAAGAGAAAUUCAAUAAACUGAUUAGAGAAAUCAAAGAAAUUCAAGAAGAAAAUGAAAUGAACGAAAUGAAUUUGAAAGAUCUAAAAGAAAAAUUAAGAAAAAUCGGCAAGGAAUUCAACGAUUCAUCAGAAAUCUUUCUUAAACAAGGUUCGCAAACAUUUAUCAAAAGAAUCUCAGUGAAAUCAACAAGAAAAUCAAAGUUGAAGAAAUGGAAUCAAAAUGGAUCGACAAUUUGUGGAGGAAAUGGAAGCGGGGAAGAAUUAAAUCAACUUUCAGAUCCUGGUGGAAUAUUUAUCGACAAACAUCGAAAUAUUUUCAUAGCGGAUUGGAGGAAUCAUCGAAUUGUUCGAUGGAAAAGAAACGAAAAUCAAGGAACAAUUGUGGCUGGUGGAAAUGGAAAAGGAAAUAGAUUGAAUCAAUUGAAUGAUCCAACGGAUGUGAUUUUUGAUGAACAAAAUAAUUCAAUCAUCGUUGCUGAUCAAGGAAAUCGAAGAGUAAUGCGACGGUUUUUGAACACAAAUCAGUCGGAGAUUCUCAUUCACAAUAUCGACUGUUGUGGGUUAACAAUGGAUAAAUUUGGAUUUGUUUAUGUUUCUGAUCGUGAGAAACAUGAAGUGAGAAGAUGGAAAAUGGGAGAAAAGGGUAAAGGAACAUUAGUGGCUGGUGGAAAUGGAGAAGGAGAUCAACUCAAUCAGUUCAACGUUCCAACUUUUGUGUUUGUCGAUGACGAACAAUCGAUUUAUGUUUCAGAUCUUUGGAAUCAUCGUGUGAUGAAAUGGAGAAAAGAUGCGCAGGAAGGAAUUGUUGUUGCUGGUGGAAAUGGAAGAGGAGAGAAUCUGAAUCAAUUGGAUGGUCCUCGAGGAAUCAUUGUUGAUCAUGAGGGUCGAAUUUAUGUUGCAGAUAGUGACAAUCAUCGAAUAAUGCGAUGGAGUGAAGGAGAUGAAGAAGGUGAAAUAAUUGUUGGUGGAAAUGGUCAAGGGAAUGAAUCCAAUCAAUUGUCUUAUCCUCUCGGUUUAUCAUUUGAUGGUGAAGGAAAUCUUUAUGUUGUUGAUAACGAUAAUCAUCGAAUUCAACGAUUUGACUUAUUUCACCUUUGA
Molecule: messenger RNA, 1416 nt
Organism: Adineta ricciae
Lineage: Eukaryota; Metazoa; Rotifera; Eurotatoria; Adinetida; Adinetidae
Source: the annotation of a GenBank genome assembly